AUUUUCCAACGAAAUCGCCUGAGUGGGAAGCGCUGAUUUGGCAAAGGGAACAUUAGUCUCCUCGAAAAACCAGCAACGGGAGGGAAAAGACCACGGGAGGGAAAGUCGGGAAGAUGUAAACACUCUGCCCUCGGCUCUCAAAAACGGUGGCUUUAUUGUUAUCCUUUUUUAUUUUUAUUUCUUCUUUCUCGCUGUCGUUUUUUGCCGCCCUUCAGCUCUCGAAUGUAUUUUCUUGCGCACGCUACUCUCCUGUCUGUUCAGCUUACUGAGGGUAAAUGGGAGUUUAGACUAAGUCUCCCCCGCUUCCUUUGAAAGAGCCAGAAGACCAGUGCGACGCGAUCGCCAGACCGCACGACGGGUCCAGUAUCGAAGCCAACUGCAGCCGGGCCGACCGGAACAGCUGCAAUCCCAGGGCGCCCGGCGUCGUCAGAAAUGCCGAUCGGGCCCGAGCCGUCAGCCGGCCCCCGCCUCAGCGCCUGUCCUCCUGUGAAGCUCCGCCUCUUUCCCACCGCAGCCGAACAAAGCAGACCCUGAAGUCCCAGCAGGCCCCUAGGCAUCCUCACUGCAGUACCACCUCCACAGCACCAGGUGGCGCUGUGCAAGCCAGUGAGGGGCUCCUCCCCAACGCAAGACCCACCUUCCACGGUAUGGCACCCAUCCGGGAUUUGGCCAGCCACUCCCAUAACCAGACAGAUCUGAACCACAGCGGUCUGGGGCCUCAGUAUGAGAGCUCCCCCUGGAGCUCGGGCUCUCCCGGCAGCGACUCGGACGGGGGCUGGGGCAAGGCCCUGGUGGACGGGUGCGACCGGGACGGCGCGCCCUGGCCCUCCAUGACGGGCAGCGACCCCGAGCUGGCCUCCGACUCCGCCUCCAGCUCCGGCUCGGAGCGGAACCUCAGCACGGCGGCGCCCGGGGGGGGCGACGGCCGCGGGCAGGAGAACGGGCUCGGCCCGGCCGGCGCGGGCGCGGGGGGGCCGUGGGGGGCGUGCCCAGACCCCGCCGAGAGCCACGCGGGGGGCAAAGCCAGCCCGUGGGGCGUCCUGGGACCCUCGACGGACGGAGGGGCGAACCCAAGCACUUUGAGCCCGGAUGCCAGCCUGGGCGCCUGGCCCGCUCUGCCCAACGGAGGCCCCUGGAGCGCCCCGGGUCCAGACCCGAGCCCCAAGGCGGGCUUCGCCAUCGCGCCCUGGGACGGCAAGCAGCCCGAACCCGAAGCCAACGGUACAAGCAAGCCCCCGCCCGGCGGGCAACCCCCCAACCUUAACACUGAAUCCGACGGACCAAACGACACUACUUCUGCUACUACUAAUGCCACCACCUCUAGUUUACCAAACUCUACCGGUUCGGUGCAGGCCAACGCCUGGCUCCAGGCCGCCCCGGUUUCCAAUGGCAACGGAGAGGGGGUGACGGGCGGUCCUCACAGUACGGGGUGGGGGGCUCCGCCCAGCACCAAUCACACCGGAGACCAACGCCCCGCCCCUCUGGGCCCCUCCCCUCUGGGCCCCUCCCCGGUCGCCGGGUCCUUUGACGGCGACGGCGGGACGGACGUCCCAGGCGGAGGAUGGGGGGAGCGGGAGACCGCGGCCACGCCCAGCCCGAAGCCCUGGGGCGCGACCAGCAGCGGGGCGGCCCCGGCGUCGGUCCCGCGCUCCUGGGGGGGGAGCGGCGCCUCGUCCUCGUCCUCCUCCUCCUCUUCCUCCUCCUCGUCUUCUUCGUCCUUGUCCUCGAACGCCGGCGCCAAGGUGUCCCCCUCCGGCGGCGAGUGGACCGCCCUGCCCAGCCAGAGCCAGCCGCCCGGGGAGGGCGCCAAGGGGGCGGGCAGCUGGCGGUCCCUGGAAGACGACGCCUUCGGGGCGGGGAGGGCCGGGGGGGCCCCGGCGACGGCGGGCAGCCAGGGGGGCAGGUCGUGGGCCAGCGAGGGCAGCGGGGAGAGCGCAGGCAGCUGGGGCGAGCGGGACAGGGACGCCAGCGGCCGCAGGAAGCCCAAACCCAUCCCUGUCCAGGCGCCGCUCGAGAGCUCCCCCUCCAGGUCGGACGUGGACCCGCGGGUCCUCUCCAACAGCGGCUGGGGACAGACCCCGGUCCGGCAGAACACGGCGUGGGACCUGGCCACGCCCUCCGUCCCCGACAGGAAGAGCGGCUGGGGGGCAGGGCCCGCGUCCGGAGGAGGGGGGGGUUGGGGGGACAUGCCCUCUGGGUCCGGAAACGCCCCCGCCACGCCAGGUUGGAGCAACCCCAAGCCCGCCCCCGGGUGGAGCGAUGCCAAAGACCCGGGCAGGCAGGGGAGGUGGGAGAACAACUCCGUCGCCACGGCAACGAUGGGCUCGGCCAAUCACUCCAAUCACUGGGGGGGUGGAGGUGGCAGUAGCGUCCAGGAGGAUCAGUCCUCCAUGUGGGUGAACCCGCAGAAAAACAAGCAGCAGGGAUGGGGUGCGGCUUCAGGGAAUGAGGGAUGGGGAGGCGAGGCGGGCGGGGCCAGGGGGAACCAGUGGAGCGAGCCCCGGAGGGGGGCGGGGUCAGGGUCAGGCGGCUGGGACAGCGACAGCGACCGCUCGGGAUCUGGGUGGGCUGACCACGGCGAGCGUGACUGCGGCAACACCUGGGGCGGCCAGUCAGACAAGAGCAGCCAAUCAGGGUGGAGGGAGCCCAACAACGCCCCGCCCAACAAUCAGAGCCAGGGCUGGGGAGGCGACGCUCCGAAACCCAGCCACCCCGGCCCAUCCCGGGGGGAGGCCAGGCCAUCGGGCUGGCUGGGGGGUCCCAUCCCAGCGCCCCCCACGGAGGGGGAGCCCACGGGCUGGGAGGACCCGUCCCCGGAAUCCAUCCGCCGCAAGAUGGAGAUCGACGACGGGACGGCCGCCUGGGGCAACCCCGGCAACAGCAGCCACGGCAACGUCAACGUCAACGUGUGGGGCAAGGGUGGGGGAGGGGCGGCAGAGCCCGAGCCUCAGGCCCCGCCCACCAGCCACCCUCAGGCUCCUCCCCCUGCCAAGGAGAAGGCUGUGAGCCCAGGGUGGGGAGAGCUGUACAGGCCGCCCCCGAAGGCGGAGUCCUCCUCGUGGGGGGAGCCGCCUCCGCCCCCCGUCUCCGUGGACAACGGCACCUCAGCCUGGGGAAAGCCCAUGGACACGGGUUCGAGCUGGGAGGGGCCAGGCCGAGAGAGCUCGAGGACGAGCGGCUGGGACAGUACCACUGGGGGGCAGCAGCUGCAGCACAAACACAGGCCCCCCAAGCCUAUGCAGGACAGGUGGGGGGGCGGCGAAGACGUGCCCGCGCAGAGACAAGGCCGGCCCUGCUGGGAGGCGGAGGAGGAAGAGGAGGUGGAGAUCGGGAUGUGGAGCAACAGCUCCCCUUCCUCCCAGGAGGCCAGCGCCCCGGGGCACUGGUCCUAUGGCAAGAAGAUUCCCCCAAAGCUAAAUAAAGGAGUCGGAAAGCAAGACGACAACUGGGGGAAUUCACUCGGGAAGCAGUUCAACAACAUGAAUUUUAGGGAGACUUCUGAAGAGACCCUGAAGUGCAAUAAGAUGGACACACCUGGAGGCAUGGAUAAGCGGAUGGAUGGGGACAGGCCCGUGCUGAAUAUGGGCGAGUUUAACGGCAUGAUGGGAAAAGGCCCCGGCCUCCGCCAUCACGUCCCCAAAGAGUCUUCUGCAGACCGCGGCCCCUACUUCGACAAGAAUGUUAGCUCCUUGUUCGGCAGUGGCAAUCCUGGAGCAGGGCAAGGCAGGGGCACUCAGCAGAACACGGGACUGCCUCUGAACUCGUCUCAGCCAACGCUGCGUGCCCAAGUGCCUCCACCACUGCUCCCAUCUCAGGUUCCCCCCUCUGUGCUGAAGUACCCCCUCAAUAAUAGCGCGAUCAGUCCCCUGCUGGGCCCCCAGCAAGUGGCCGUACUCAAUCAGCUGUCCCAUCUCAACCAGCUCAACCAGCUCAACCAGAUCAGCCAGCUGCAGCGCCUCCUGCUGCAGCAGCAGAAGUUGCAGAACCAGAGGAACAUGGCCGCUGGAGUGCGGCAGCAACAGGAGCUGCAGAACCGCCCUAUGGGCUCAUCUCACCAGAUGAUGCCACCACCCCACUCUCGCCACCUGGACCCUUCAAUGAAGUCACAGACUCCUCCACAACCACCACCGUCCCUGCACCAGCCCAAUCUCAAGUCCUAUUUGGAGAACUACAUGCCCCAGAAUGCACCUGACCUUCAGAAGGGACAGAGUUCCUUCAGCAACUUCCCUCUAGGCUUGAAUUCAAACAUGAAUGUAAGCAGUAUGGACAUUGGUGGCGUCGGGUUCAAAGAGCCACAGUCCAGGCUGAACAAAUGGAUAGCCAUGGACAUUUCUGGAAACUCGCAACUCGAUCAAAGCUCCGGCAAACCUGGUGUACUCUCCUCGGGGAUGAGGCUGGAGGACUCCCUCUUCGGUCCGCAGGACUUGAUGGGCUCCGGCCACGCCCCUGUCAGCCCCCCCGGCUCCGUGGGGGACGGCUGGCCCCUCCGUGCCAAAUCACCACACGGCUCCGGCAACGUCACCUGGCCGCCAGAGUUUCGCCCCGGUGAACCAUGGGAAGGAUACCCGAACAUCGACCCUGAGAACGACCCGUACAUCACUCCAGGGAGUGUGAUCAACAAUCUCUCCAUCAACACUGUCCGGGACAUGGACCUCAGGGACAGGAACAAUGGGACAACCUCAUCUCUGAACACCACGCUGCCUUCCAAUAGUGCCUGGCCAUCCAUGCGUGCCUCCAGCUACGCUGGGUCCCUCUGCAGCCCCGCACAAUGCACUUCAGCCAGAAGCGGUGACUCCAAAUCGGCGUGGUCCCCCGGUACGGCCGCCAACUCCUCCCUGGCCCACGAGCUCUGGAAGGUUCCCCUGUCCUCCAAAGCCGUCUCUGGUCCGUCCCGGCCACCCCCUGGCCUCACCAGCCAGAAACAGGCCCACUCCUGGGACACCACCAUGCGCCUCGGAGGCUGGGGGGCCUCAGACUCCAGAUACACCCCGGGUUCCAGCUGGGGCGACAGCAGCUCAGGAAGAACAACCAAUUGGCUUGUGCUGAAAAACCUAACACCGCAGAUUGAUGGCUCUACUCUGAGAACUCUGUGCAUGCAGCACGGUCCACUAAUAACAUUCCACCUGAACCUGCCCCACGGCAACGCUGUCGUGUGCUACAGCUCCAGGGAGGAGGCCGCGAAGGCCCAGAAGUCUCUGCACAUGUGCGUUUUAGGGAACACUACUAUCCUGGCAGAGUUCGCCAGCGAAGAGGAGAUCAGCCGCUUCUUUGCACAAGGUCAGUCCAUGACAGCUGCCUCGCCCAGCUGGCAAGCCAUGGGCACCACCCAGAACAGGAUCGGAACCAUCGAGGGUUCCCAACCUUUCCCAGGCCGCACUGACCCCGCCCACUGGAGCAGUGCCGGGGGCGGGGACCUACAGAGCUCCUCCUCCCUCUGGAGCACAUCCAACUAUCCCACCAGCCUAUGGGGGAGCCCCAGCGGGGGUGAGGGGCGGGGCAUCAGCAGCCCAUCCCCAAUCAACUCCUUCCUUCCUGUCGAUCACUUGGCAGGGGGUGGAGACACCAUGUAGUACAACUUUCACCUUCUGACUUAAAGAACUUUGACCUCAGCGUGUAACAAAUAAUAAUUCAAAUAGAAGACAAGAAAAACAAAUGGCACUAGUCGUACUUUUUUCAGCUACACAAGAAAAAAAAUGGAAAAAAAAAACAAAACAAAAAACAGGGUCAACCUGUGGAAACAAGUUACGUUCUUUCUGCACAUUUUUCCACUCUAUUUUAGCCCAAAACAUAUCAGUUGGAAUACUUGAAUCAUGCUGGCCAAUAUUAUAAUGUGAAAGGAUACAUUUACACUUCCAGGUAGCGGUCUUUUAUGUGUGCGUGUGUGUUUGCGUGUGAGUGUGUGUGUGUUGGGGGGACAAAAAUGCUUCAAAUGAGCUCAGUUAAUGUUUAUUCAUGUUUAUUUGAAUUCCAUUUUUUUUUUUUUUUGUUUUAUCGUGUUUAUUCGCUGACAGUGUUGGAGCAUUGGAGCUUUUUUAACUUUGCACUGAAUGUGUUUUUUUUUCUCAGUAUAAUCUGCAAUAUGGAGGGAGACUUGAGUUCCCCGUGUAGUUGUUUACUCAAGGACGUUCUUAAAAAGCGUGCACGCUCAGUUAUGCCUUGACCCGCGCCAACCAUAUCGCGGUAUCGCGGAGUUCAAGCUCACGAUGUAGAUGCCCGUCUUAGGGGGUCAAUUGAGGAUAAUGAAAGAAAAUGAAACUAGUAUUGCACCGAUUUUUCUUCUUUUUUUUUUUUUGUGAGUGUGUGUGUGUAUAACUAAAGAGUUCAGCAGCGUUAAGAGACUGUAGCAACAGCUGUGACUUGCAAACCUGUCCUGCAAGCCAGGGGGGAACAGCACUUUCAAGCAGGCUUUCGUUGAGUUCCGGAGGUGCCACAUCGCAACCUCUUGUUUACAGACAUUAAAAGGGGGGGGGGGGGGGGGAAGUGUGUUUACUUCCUUCAUUUUAAAAUAGAAAAAAUAUACAAAAAAAAAAAAAAUACACAAAAUUAUAUGGAAGAAAAAAAAAUAAAAAAAUAAAAUAAAUAAAAAAAAACAUAUAUAUAGAGGAUGAAGACGAAGCUUUAUCUCUGGGAAUACUGAUCAGUGUUUUGCCAUGUGUGUGUUUCCCCCCCCCCCCCCCAUUUUUAUCUAUUCCUUUCAUCUGCUAAAUAACAAGCAUGGUUCUCAGGAAACAAUACCCAGAAUCCCCUGCAAGUAGAAAGUCUUUGUAGGAAAGAUCCAACUUUUAGCACUGAAACUACUUACUGCUCAAAGUUUUUCUGCCAAAUACCUGCUUUAAGCUGGAUAUGUUCUACAUACUGCUUUCAAAUGUGCUGUCUUUUUCUUGUUUUUAUUAAUGAGUGCAGUUGGUGUGGCUGAUUUACUAUUUUGUCCUUAUUAUUCCCUUGUUUCCCAUUGAGUGGGUAAGUGAUUAUUUACUGUUAUUUUUGUCGAAUAUUACUGUUGAACUUCUAAUAAGAAAAAGUAGAAAUUGGUAACUAUGCAUACUGUAGCCAAAAGUAUGUGGCUCACAGAAUCACUUUUAUUCUUACGAAGUAUUUUAAAUGUCGGAUUAAUCACAUACACGCCAUUUGCAGUUCUUUGUUCUUGGCACUAAUGGUGUUAUAGAAACAAAUAUAUUUCAAAAGAAAAAAAAGAAAACUGUUUGGUCGAUAUUUUACCAGUGCAGAAUUUGCCCACAUUUCAAUGCCUUGAUUGAAAACUGUUCCAAGAUGCAACGAGUCAAGUGGCUUUUUAACUGUUUACAAAUAGAAUAUGAUUGUAACGUGUUUUUAUUGUGUUCAAAUCUGAAGUUCCUUAUUACCAUAUUAAUAAAUCGUGUUUUGGCUGCUCAUACGCGCUUGACUUUUACACACUGGUUUUUCCCUUUAUAAGGCCUUGUCUGUGUGACUGGAACAGGCUUUAGAAGGCUAGAACAGUGAUGAAUGUAAUCUCUUGCUGGUAGUUUUAAGUACAUCAAUUUAGGUAGUGUACGUUCAUUAUAUAUAUAUAUGUAUAUAUAUAUGUGUGUACAUAUAUAUAUAUAUAUAUAUAUAAUAUAUAUAGAUUGUUCAGUUACAAACAAUGCACAAUUUAUGCUUCAAAGAGAGAUGUCAGCAUUAGGCUAAGCCAUGGACCUUAAUGUUUUUGUUCAUUUCUGUGGUAGCACAAUUUUCCCCUUGUAUUUGUAAGUAUACUCGUGUAAUCUCAUUCAUAUAUAUAUAUAUAUAUAUAUGUAUAUACACACACACACCAUGUUCCGUUUUAAGCUGUCCAGGUUUGAUCAAGUUUUUAAACGUAGUUCGAAAACCUCGAGUAUUGACCCGGACUUCGUGGUGGCAUUCAAGUAUUUGAUCCUCUCGUAACUACGUGCUCUACCAAAUAUGAGUCAGUGGAAAGAUUUUUGUUUACUGAAUUCCAGAUCUUUCUUUUUCUUUUCUCGUUUAACUAGACAUUAAAGAGGAACGUCUGAACCAGGUUGAUUUUUAAGUAAAAUUGAGUUCAAACUGAAACCCUUGGAUUUGCACUCGGUGUUUGCAUAUGUAUAUAUAUAAUAAGCGAUUGGUGUGUACUGUGUAAUGCGGAACGGAGCGCGCGGUGCGGCUGUUUGGCGGGUUCUGGCGCGAGGUUGUCGCUUCGCGCUGUAAAUAGCUGUUCUUUGGUCGGGGUUCUCAGCAGGCCCAGGGUUACUCCGGGUUACCCUGCGUCCUCCCGUCCGUGGGGGCGAGGCUGAGGUGUCUUAAGUCUGGGAGUGGGAAGGAAAGACGCGUUCCCGAGACUUUUUCGCCGGUCUCUGCGACCAGACGCGUUCCGGCAGACGCCUCCGGGGUCCGGGGUAGCCGCGUUCUGUUCCCUGUCAGCUGGUGUUUUUCCUUUUUUUUUGUCCUGUGCAGUUGAAGGUAGCUGAUGUGUGGCAGGAGGAAAAUGGAGCAGCACCCAUAGUUAAUUCCACAUUUUUUUGUCAUUUUAUUUCUGGGGGGGUGGGGGUAGGGGGGGGGUCCGCUUUUUGUAGUGUACGUUUAUCUGUGUAGAGCUGUUAACUGUUGGGAAAACCUGUCUCACUGUCAAUGCCAAAUUGGAGAGGAGAGAGGGGAAAGGGAUCUGAUCUUUUUCUCAAACGCUGGACAAUGCUGAAUAUGCUUGAAACGUCACUUGCAACCAGCAGUUGCAAGAGGGUGCAAUCCCAUUCGCUACUGUGCAGUCUUUUGUAUCACGGAGUAGAAGUGGGGUGGGGUGGGUUAAAAAGCCGGCCAUUCUACUUUCUUAAUGGGGGGGGGGAGAUAUGUCCUUUAUCCUACAAGUGAAUACACGGGUGUCUUUUAAUAGUAUAUGCUGAGGCUACAGACUUUAAGUACUGUGAGAGCAUUGUCGUCUCAUCAUUAUAAACUCUAAAAAAAAAAAAGAAGUAAUAAAAAAGCUUUAGUAAAAACCAGCAGAAAGGAAUGAGUAAGAUGAAUAUUUCAUCUCUGAUGUCCACUAGGGGGAGCGGGAGGGCGCAUUCUCAGAAAGACUAUGCAGUGUGCAGUAAAUCAGACUUUGGUGCCCAUUGGUUUGUAGAAUCCCAACUACAAUAGUCCGAUUUUAUGCCCUCAUAAAAACACGUGUGCCAUGAUUUCACUGUGUAUUUAGAUUUAAAAAAAAAAAAAUUUUAAUGGCCAGUUGCAGUGUACAAAGUAUUCAUUUGCAAUUUACCAUUCAAGUGCAACCUGAAAGUGCACAUUCUCAGCUGAAAGUUUUAUUAAAAUGGAAAUUUAUUUUAAAAAUUAAAUAAAGCCCGCACAUCAGAUUGUUAUGCACAUUGCUUUGUUGGACUGUUCAAACAGUGCACAGAAAAACCACAUCAAUAACAAACCAUCUUCAACAAGCAGGAACUACCUUUUUACGUAUUCCUGGGGUAUUCUGGGAAUUUUAUGUGGGGGUGGGGGGGACUGCACUUUUUUGAAGGACAAUCUUUAUUUGUACCGAUAAAUUGACAAAAGAAUUAGUCUAAUACUCAGCUGUGAUGAAUGUUUCUAUUGAUGCUGUCUUUUUGUUUUAUUUUGUCCUUGUUGCUUGCAUUUCAAUUUUAGUGCUAGUAUGUGGAUAUGUAAUGAGGUGUGUAGAUCAGGCAUUUUAUUGACUGUAUUUGUUAGACUGAUAACUGUGUGUAAUGUUUUGCUGAUCUCAGCAUCAGAAAUACCAAGCUGUGUAACUUGGGUAUAACCCACAAUAAAUCUUUAACAGUGA
Molecule: messenger RNA, 9763 nt
Organism: Anguilla rostrata (American eel)
Lineage: Eukaryota; Metazoa; Chordata; Actinopteri; Anguilliformes; Anguillidae
Product: trinucleotide repeat-containing gene 6A protein-like
Exons: 21
Coding region: 648-5570 (1640 amino acids)
Biological process (GO): miRNA-mediated post-transcriptional gene silencing; positive regulation of nuclear-transcribed mRNA poly(A) tail shortening
Cellular component (GO): nucleoplasm; P-body
Molecular function (GO): nucleic acid binding
Source: RefSeq, a predicted model, not a curated record